Messenger RNA from Besnoitia besnoiti, 804 nucleotides. RefSeq names its product putative subunit of proteaseome activator complex. Gene Ontology annotation, molecular function: endopeptidase activator activity. The transcript is spliced from 7 exons. Gene Ontology annotation, cellular component: nucleoplasm; proteasome activator complex; cytoplasm. Gene Ontology annotation, biological process: regulation of proteasomal protein catabolic process; positive regulation of endopeptidase activity; regulation of G1/S transition of mitotic cell cycle. The record is from RefSeq and is a predicted model, not a curated record. Bases 1 to 804 code for a protein of 267 amino acids. Lineage: Eukaryota; Apicomplexa; Conoidasida; Eucoccidiorida; Sarcocystidae.
AUGGCGUCUACCUCGGUUUUGAACUCUCUGGCAGCAGCGGGUCUGGAAAAAAUGGACAAACUCGAGCCGUCGGACCAGAACGUGAAAAAGGAGUAUGAACAGUUCAAGAAAGACCUCACGCGCCAGGCCGUGAUUUCGCUGAAGGACCGCAUCCCCCGAAAGAUUCUCCAUUUCAACAACCUCACGAACGUGAACGCAGAUCCGGGCUCUAUCUUCCCAGCGGCAGAUCUGGAGCUCCCUAUCAAGCAGAGCGUGACAGACGGCGCCGCAGACGCCGAAGGUACCCUUCCGGCGGGCAAGCGCAUAAAGGCAAUUCCUCCGCAGCUCGACGACGGCCGCAUGUGCUACACGCAUUUGAUGCCACGCCACGAGCAGAUUUGCGAUGAGUUGGAGCAGCUGAAGAAAGACGCCGCAGAACUCGUUGAAACCCUCGGCCAAGUCAAGCUGUGGAUUCAGCUGAACGUGCCGCGCAUCGAGGACGGCAACAACUUCGGCGUCGGCAUCCAAGAGGAGGCGAUUCAAGAGCUCGCGCGCGUCGAGGACUGGGCCUUCAACCUCUAUGACGCGAUCUUCAAGUACUACAUGGCGAGAGCAAAGCUGUCUACGAAGGUGCUCAAGUACCCCAACGUGGGAGACUACUGGGAGGCCAUUCGCGAGUUGGACGAGAAGGAGUGGCUCCACAUCAAGUUCACGAAAGUCGAUAUGCGCAACAACUACUCGAUGCUGUAUGAUCUGUUGUGUAAGAACUGGGAGAAGGUUGUCAAGCCUAAGAACGAGGAUACGCGCAGCCGAAUGACUUUCUGA